AGCCCCGGCCGGCGGCCCACCUCGUUCACCUCUCGCCGGGCUGGGCCUGCAGCCACCCAUGGCGGCGGCCGCCCCCGCCAUGGGCUCGGCGGAACCGCUCGAAGUGGAAACCCCCAGAGGCGCCGCGGAACCCGGUCGGAAGCGGUCCACGAUUACGCAGUUGAUAACGUCGAGCCAUUCCCCCGGCGAAGACGACGACGACCUCGUCCAGGAGGGGAAGCGCACCUCGCAGGGGUUGGAGCGCAGACUGUCGGCAACCGAGAUGCUGGCCGAGGUUGGUCGAAAGACCCUGCUGUCCCCAGAGAUCGUGCAGGAGCUGGAGUCGAGCCAGCCCGAGACGCUGAGCUGGCUCCAGAGCGCCAGCGGCCUGCUCCUGCAGGUCUCCUUGCUCGCGAUCUACGUGUUGAUAGACACUGCCAAGGGCCUCUCCAGCAAGUGGGCCAUGGAGACCGGCAAGGUGCAGGCGAGCGCUCUGGUGCUUCUGAACCAGUUCGCCUCCAUAUUGAUCGGCUUCGGCAUGUGCGCGAAGUUCGAGGGGCUCGCGAAGGCCAAGGCCGCGGUGGUGGACAUCGAGGCAAUCAAGAGGUUCGGCUUCGUCUCGAUGCUGUUCACUGUUAGUACGAUUCUGAACAUCUUGGCCUACGGCACGGCCCUGGACGCAGGCACUGUCAAGAUCCUCGGUCAGUUCCGGCUGGUCUUGUCCGCAUUGUUGUCCCGGUUCGUCCUCGGCAGAAGUUAUACAUUCAACCACUGGAUGAUGCUCCUCAUCAUCACGAUCACCGCGUUGGCCUUCUAUAUGGGAACCGAGCAGCGCGAUGAGGUGACGAAGGCCAAUUUGAAGGCGAUGACGCCCGAGGAGUGCUUCAUGGACUACGACCCUCGGAUCGCAAAGUCUUCGGGGGCAUCCGCCUCGGCCCUUUCCGUGCUGCGUUCCGCCGGAGGGGAUCCGAGAGUGGCGGCGCCAACUCACGCGCACACUGAGCGGCGAGGCCAGGCCAUUGCGAGCUCAGCUCAGCUCAUCUGAUUUGAAGAAUGUUUCAAGAAUGCUCUGAGGAAUCGCGCAACGCGCUUGCAGGGAAUUCAGCGCGACAGCGUCGGCGACGCGGC
Molecule: messenger RNA, 1107 nt
Organism: Prorocentrum cordatum
Lineage: Eukaryota; Dinophyceae; Prorocentrales; Prorocentraceae
Source: the annotation of a GenBank genome assembly